Molecule: messenger RNA, 880 nt
Organism: Oppiella nova
Lineage: Eukaryota; Metazoa; Arthropoda; Arachnida; Sarcoptiformes; Oppiidae
Source: the annotation of a GenBank genome assembly
GUUGACAUCUGUUUUGCAUUUCAAAGCACGGCUUCCCAUAGCGUUUGCGUUGCUUUUUAAAAGUCCAUGAAAAGUGUCAAACUCUUUGCCACAACUCUUGGGAUCAGUUAUGAUCAGUGACGUGAAGCGCGUGGUGUUAGUGCUGUCCGGCAAAGGGGGUGUCGGCAAGAGUACAGUGGCCACACAGUUGGCUCUGGCACUCACUCACAACAACCAGAAGGUUGGUAUCUUAGACAUAGACCUAUGCGGUCCGAGUAUUCCUCGAAUGCUUGGUCUCGAGGGACGGGACGUUCAGCAGACAAAUGAGGGUUGGCUACCGGUGCCGGUGGACGCCUGUCCGCAGCUGUGCGUAAUGUCCAUUGGUUUCCUGCUGAAGGGUAAGGACAGUGCCGUGAUAUGGAGGGGCCCUAAGAAGAGCGCUAUGAUUCGCCAGUUCCUCACGGAUGUCAAUUGGGGUCCAUUGGAUUACCUCGUCAUAGACACCCCUCCCGGCACUUCCGAUGAACACAUCUCUGUGGUCGAGUGUCUCAAAGAGUUCCGUAAUCCGGACGGCGCUGUUCUCGUCACUACACCACAGGCCCUCUCUAUAGGUGACGUUCGCCGAGAGAUCACUUUUUGCCGAAAAGGAAAUAUCAAUAUAUUAGGCGUUAUCGAGAAUAUGAGUGGAUAUGUGUGUCCGCACUGUUCGGAAUGCACGAAUAUCUUCUCGACGGGUGGCGGCGAAUCACUCGCCAAAUACGCGGACAUCAAGUUCUUGGGCCGCAUCCCAAUCGACCCGAAAUUAGGCGAAUGUACGGACGAUGGCGUCGACUUCGUCCACAACUUCAAGGAGUCGGCCACCGCUCAGAGGUUUGAAGAGUUAGCGAAAAAUCUUUUUGAA